Molecule: messenger RNA, 1508 nt
Organism: Syngnathoides biaculeatus (alligator pipefish)
Lineage: Eukaryota; Metazoa; Chordata; Actinopteri; Syngnathiformes; Syngnathidae
Gene: timm10
Product: translocase of inner mitochondrial membrane 10 homolog (yeast)
Exons: 2
Coding region: 152-418 (88 amino acids)
Biological process (GO): protein insertion into mitochondrial inner membrane
Cellular component (GO): mitochondrial inner membrane
Source: RefSeq, a predicted model, not a curated record
GCGGAAAUUGAAUGCACGUGUAUGCGUAUGACUUGAAGGUUACGCAGAGCCUCACCGGCAAGGAAGUUUGUUAGUGUGUGUCAGAUAGAACAGAUAACCACGACUGUGUAGUUGCGGUUCGAACGAGUUUGGACAACACUGCAAGGCAGUCAUGGACCCCAUGAAGGCGCAGCAACUGGCGGCGGAGCUGGAGGUGGAGAUGAUGGCUGACAUGUACAACCGAAUGACCAACGCCUGCCACAGAAAGUGCGUGCCCCCACAUUACAAAGAGGCGGAGCUGACAAAAGGCGAGUCUGUGUGCCUGGACCGCUGCGUGGCCAAGUACUUGGACCUCCACGAGAGGCUGGGACGCAAGCUAACAGAGCUCUCGGUCCAAGAUGAGGACAUGAUGAGGAAAGCAGCGGUUGGCAGCGGAUAGCAACACUGACAACGGGAGAAAACGCUGAAGACUAAGACAAGAUAAUGGAAGCGGAAUUAGUGUGUGUGGAUUCUUAUUUGGGUUAUGUCUGUGAUCAAAUGCAUCAGAAUUUAAGUUCGUUUGGGUCCAGGGAAGAAACUGGUGGCCGCUUUCAGGGGUUGUGUACAGUACUUUAGGGUCGGAGCACUUUGUGCACCUUCAAUUUGAGAACACCUUAAAAUCCUUCAGAAACAGGCUUAACAGCCUCUCUGGAUGUGGAAUCAACAGGCCCAGUGGUUCAGUGAAUGAAUUUAUGGGAUGUUUGGAUUUUAUUAUUGUAAUAUUUUAUUUGGCUCAGUCAUACAUCGACUAUACUGCAUUUAUUUCUCAAAUACAGUAUGUUACAAACGGCUCUCUAUAUAGUUCAGGGCCUACUGUUAUUCGAACCUCCGGUGGCAAGCUGGACAACUCUCACCGUUCACCAUCCAGACCGUUUUCUGGUUCAUCUUAAGAAGUUUAACACAUUAUGUAAUGGCACCCCCCUCACGAGGAACUUUGCCUGCCGAUCAGACCUCAAAGGACAACUUCCCCUCAUGCUGUCGUUCUCUGUCAAGCCGUGCUGCUAUCAGCCGGUGGCCAACGCUGGCUUGUCCUCUACUAACUUCAUAUCCUCAACAUUUCAACCAUGUGUCAUUCAGCCUCCAUUGGGUCCCUUGAAAGGCUCAUUACAAAUAUUUGCUAUUUCGUUUGAACUCAAGUCAGAGCACUGCAAUCAUGUGCAUCCAAUGUGAAACAUUUGAUAUUUGAAAGCAAAAAGAAUAUUUAGAAUGUGCUUGGUGGUUGAGGUGUUCAUGUCUGUGACAAAAGGACCCCCUAUUAGCCCUACACGAAACGCACUGAAACUACCCUGUUGGGAUAUUGUCACAUGGACUUUACUCUGUCCUUCUUGUGCAGGUUGUUGUCCUUCUGUGCACCAUGUGUGUGUGUUUUUUUUUUUUUUUUUAUUAAAAUGUGUGUUGUCUUUUCCCAGUCUGUCAGACUUUCCAAUUGCAUAUCAGCGCAGCAGAGAUGUUUAUCUUCUUAACGUAAAUAAAGCAAUCUUAUCAUUUGA